AUGCCGCGUCCGCGCCGGCCGCCUGGUGCUGGCCCGGCCUUGACCCUCCUCACCCUCCUGCUUCUUCCCUCGCUUCUCGUGGCCGCUCAGCAGCAGCAUCACCACCGUCAGGUCCAUAGCCCCUCUCCCUACGUCGAGCCGCUCCUCGACACCGCCCGUCGCCCCAUCGCAGCCCACGAUCCCAACGCCAAUGCCAACACCAAUGCCAAAGCCCAUGUCGACACUCCUCAGGGCAGUCCAGGCGACGCAAAGAAGCGUUGGGCUGCCACUCCCCUUCAGGCCCAGCACGCGCGCGCCGUAGCUACCAAAGUCUCGUCUGCUCCAGCCUUCUCGGCUGUCCGAGCCUCAUCCCGCAACACCGCUGCCUCGGGGGCCCUGGUCCCCAGUGCGCGCUCCCUGCAGGACUGGGAAGUCGAGGACUUUGUUCUCUUGGCGACCGUCGACGGCCACAUCCACGCCCGCGACCGAUACAACGGCGAGUACAUCUGGCACCUCCCCGGCCGCCCCAUGUUGGAGACCAUCUACAACCUCUCCAAUGCCAAGAACACACUCGAGGACCAGCCCUUUGUCUGGAUCGUCGAGCCUCGCGAGGACGGCGCGCUCUAUGUGCUCACGCCGGGGCCCUAUCCCGUCCUCCAGAGCCUCGGCCUGACCGUCAAGCAACUGACCGACAUUGCCCCUUACUCGAGUGACGAUCCCGAGCUCCCCGUCGUCUACAAUGUCGAGAAGCGUACGGGCAUGUACAUUGUCGACGCCGCCACAGGCAAGGUCAUCAAGGACUUUGGCCCCGGCGAUACCUUUCUCUCCGACGACAGCUGUGCCCCCGUGACGAGGAACUAUUUUGGCAGUCGCGAUCGCACCUGUCGCGGCAUCAUCGACAUUGGCCAGACCGUCUACACCAUCACCAUACACAACAAAAAGACCAACGAGCAUGUCUGCACCAUUCGCUACGCCGAGUGGAAUCCAAACAGCCGUGACAAGGACUUGCAGGCCCAAUAUGGCCAGACCAUGGACAACCAGUACAUCUACAGCAGAUAUGAUGGCGAGGUCUUCUCCUAUGACCACAGCCGCUCGAGAUGGCGCCAACGCCCCGUCUUCCAAACACCGCUGCCCUAUCCAGUCGCCCGCGUGUUUGACAUUGCCCGGCCCACCCAUGACGACUCCGCCGAAGCCCCUCUGGUCUUGCUACCCCAACCGGCUGGGCCAGCCUUUCGAGAAGAAAUGGCAAACCGCGUUCUCCUCAACACCACCGACACGGGCGCCUGGUAUGCGCUGUCGGAGAUCCACUAUCCUGCCGUCACCGACGGGGCUCCAGAGGCAGCCUGCUACCAACCCAAGGAAUACCUGGACUGGGAUGCCCAUUACAUCUUGCCCGAUACCCAGAGUCUAAUUGGCGUACACGAGCUGGACAGAUUACCGCCCCAGCAGUCGCAGCUCAGGGCCAUCGCCGCCCCAACACAGUUUCAGAACAAGAAUGAGCACGUGCAAUCGACGGCGCCGGCCGAAUCGCUUAGAGAGCAACCCCAUCAAGCCAUUGAUCCCCCGCCACAGCCCAUGAUGGAACCGCGUUCGCUACAGCCAUACUGGCUUGCCUUCACGACUUUGAUCGUCAUCGUCGGCUGCAUCGUGACGUACAAGAAGACGGAGCUGGCUCAAGACUAUUUUUCCAGGCUCUACAACAAGUACCAAGGCGACGAACCACUUUCGCCGGAACCUGCCGCUGUAGAGUCAAAGGUAGAGCCCAAUGAGCAAAAAGACCUUGCGACAGAGAAUUUCAAGCCUGAGAUGGCAGAUGUGACAGUGACGGUAGCAGAAGCAGAAGCAGAAGAGGAAGAAGAAGCAGCAGCAGCAGCAGCAGAAACAGAAGAGGUCAAGAUCGAGAUUCCUGUACCUGCUGAAGUCAAGGAGAAGAAGGUCAUGUUUGAUAUCCCGGACGACGACGACGACGACCUCUCUCCCAUCUCUCGGACAACAACCAUGGAGCAGCCCUCUCCCUCAGAAGAAAGUGCCGAGGUUGGGGCUGUGAAAAGCACGGGAGAGAGCCAACAACCGUCCACCGCUGCCAGUACCGAGGACGGGGGCCAAGAUACUAAUAGUGCCCCUGCCACACCAAAGAAGAAGAAGACGCACCGGGGAAAGCGUGGCGGCAGAAAGCUCAACAGGAACCAGCAAAAGGAUGACGACGAAGUCAACCGCAUCGUGAACGCCGCCAAGCAGCUCGAGGUUGGCCAGGGUCUACAUCCCGAUGAAGUCACCAUGAACGGCGAUGACAUUCAAGACGUUUCCAACAUCAAGCGGAUCGGUAAAUUGACCAUUGACCAGGACAAACUACUUGGCAAUGGCAGUGGCGGUACCUUUGUCUUUGAAGGCAAGUGGAACGAACGCGAAGUGGCCGUCAAGCGAAUGCUGCCCCAAUACUUUGGGCUCGCAGAGCAGGAAGUCAAGUUGUUGCAGGAAAGCGACCUACACCCCAACGUCAUUCGUUACUUUGACGAUGAAAAGGAUGAGAAUUUCCUGUACAUUGCUGUCGAACUCUGCCAAGCCAGUCUCUUUGACCUGUACAAGGAUGGCCGACCCGGAGAGGAACUCACUCCGACUCAACAACGGCUGGUCCACGACAUCAACCUUCACGCUCGACAGGCAUUGUAUCAACUAGCCAACGGCCUCAACCACCUCCACAGCCUUCGAAUCAUCCACCGUGACAUCAAGCCCCAGAAUAUCCUCAUUGCCCACCCACAACGAACGCAAAAAGCCGGAAUCCGUCUCGUGAUCUCCGAUUUUGGCCUGUGUAAGACGCUUCCCGACAACGUGAGCACUCUUAUUGGCACGACCGGCAACGCAGGCACCGUAGGAUGGAAAGCCCCUGAACUCAUUUCCCAACCCAAAGAGCUCGCCAAUGGCAGUUCGCAGGGCUUCUCGCGCGACUCGUCUAGCUCCACCGACCCCGUUGCGCAGGGCGUUAAGCGCGCCGUCGACAUCUUCUCGUUAGGCUGCGUGUUCUUCUACGUGCUCACCAACGGCUGUCAUCCCUUUGACGACGAUGAGGGUUGGAUGCAGAUUCGCGAAUACAACAUCAAGAAGGAAAAGGCCAAUUUGAAACAGCUACGCCUAGGCGACGACUCGGAGGAGCCCUACCACCUCAUCAAAUGGAUGCUCAAGACGCGUCCCGAGGACCGCCCGACGGCCAUUCAAGUCAUGAACCACCCCUUCUUCUGGUCGGACGAAAAACGCCUCAACUUUCUCUGCGACUGCUCGGACCACUGGGAACGUGAACCCCGCGACCCGCCUUCUGAAAUGCUCUCGGCCCUAGAAGACUACUCGUCCGAAGUCCUCGACGCCAAGCGCAACUUCCUAGCCAAACUCGAUCACGGCUUCAUCAACUCGCUCGGCAAGCAGCGCAAGUACACGGGCGACCGCAUGCUCGACCUCCUGCGCGCCCUGCGCAACAAGAAGAACCACUACGAGGACAUGGAGGAGAGUGUGAAGCUCAAGGUCGGGCCGUUGCCGAGUGGUUAUUUGAGGUAUUGGACGGUGCGCUUCCCGAGGCUGCUCAUGGCUUGUUAUGAGUGUGUGGUUGAGUGUGGAUUGCAGGGCGAGUCUAGGUUUAGGCCGUAUUUUGAGGGGCAGAGUAUGUAG
Plenodomus lingam JN3 is the source of this 3636-nucleotide messenger RNA. RefSeq lists its product as uncharacterized. Gene Ontology annotation, molecular function: RNA endonuclease activity; ATP binding; protein serine/threonine kinase activity. Gene Ontology annotation, biological process: mRNA processing; intrinsic apoptotic signaling pathway in response to endoplasmic reticulum stress; protein phosphorylation. NCBI's taxonomy places the organism in Eukaryota, Fungi, Ascomycota, Dothideomycetes, Pleosporales, Leptosphaeriaceae. The record is from RefSeq and is a predicted model, not a curated record. Gene Ontology annotation, cellular component: IRE1-TRAF2-ASK1 complex.